AUGGCGCGAAUUGCCGAAGUAUUAAGGCAGAUAGGUGCAGGUACACAAUCCCUCGCUAUCCAUAUGUCAGAUCAACCAAAAUCUGUCCUUGAGAAAAUCCCAAGCUUAAUCCCUCCACCGGGAACAGUAUCAAAUUUUCAGCACCGAGCAUCCAGACGAGAAAGCGUCAUAGUGGUUUCUACCUUAUUAAUGACUCCAGGAUCCAUCUGUAUAUGUAUUCGGGCGUGGGCCAAAUUUGUGACUGUUCGUCCAGUAAAAUUACUUUGGAGUGAUUUGACUAUUUCUCUAAGCUUUCUUUUGGCGAUAGCUGCAUAUGUCACUACAAUUUUAACCGUUACCCCUGGAGGGAUCACUGGUUACCACCAAUAUGACGUUCCCCUGUCCGCAAUAUUUACUAACCGCAGCAUAAUUUUCAUGCUUUUAUCACAAUGCUCACUCAAAUGUAGCCAUUGA
Botrytis fragariae is the source of this 453-nucleotide messenger RNA. RefSeq lists its product as uncharacterized. The transcript has 5 exons. NCBI's taxonomy places the organism in Eukaryota, Fungi, Ascomycota, Leotiomycetes, Helotiales, Sclerotiniaceae. Bases 1 to 453 code for a protein of 150 amino acids. The record is from RefSeq and is a predicted model, not a curated record.